Molecule: messenger RNA, 1747 nt
Organism: Triticum aestivum (bread wheat)
Lineage: Eukaryota; Viridiplantae; Streptophyta; Magnoliopsida; Poales; Poaceae
Product: aspartic proteinase nepenthesin-1
Exons: 2
Coding region: 126-1442 (438 amino acids)
Cellular component (GO): extracellular region
Source: RefSeq, a predicted model, not a curated record
AAUGUCCAACAUGAUAGGAUCGAUCCAUCUAUAUUCAUCCUCUAUUCCGCCACUCGAUCGUCACCAGUAGUAAUUAGCUUCUACGUACACGAGCGAGCGAACAGGGUCUAAUCGAACGUCGAAAAAUGGCGCGAACUUUGGCGUUCCUGCUCGUGCUACUGUGCUCCAGUGCAAGCCUCGUCACAAGUAGCACCAGCGCAGGGCUCCGCAUGAAGCUCACCCACGUCGACGACAAGGCGGGCUACACUACGGAGGAGCGCGUGCGGCGCGCCGUCUCCGUAAGCCGGGAACGCCGAGCCUCCACGCAGCAGCAGCAGCAGCGCCGGGCGUUCGGCGACGUGAGCGCGCCGGUCCACCUGGCCACCCGGCAGUACAUCGCCGAGUACCUCAUCGGCGACCCGCCCCAGCGCUCGGACGCCCUCAUCGACACCGGCAGCAACCUCAUCUGGACCCAGUGCGCGACGACGUGCCUCAAGGCGUGCGCCAAGCAGGACCUGCCCUACUACAACCUGUCGAGCUCGGCGAGCUUCGCGCCCGUGCCCUGCGCGGACAGCGCCAAGCUGUGCGCGGCCAACGGCGUGCACCUCUGCGGCCUGGACGGCAGCUGCACCUUCAUCGCCAGCUACGGCGCCGGCAGCAUCAUCGGGUCGCUCGGCACCGAGGCCUUCACCUUCCAGUUCGGCGCGGCGAGGCUCGCCUUCGGGUGCGUGAGCCUGACGCAGAUCACGAAGGGCGCCCUGAACGGCGCGUCCGGGCUCAUCGGACUCGGCCGCGGCCGCCUGUCACUCAUCUCCCAGACGGGCGCCACAAAGUUCUCCUACUGUCUCACCCCCUAUUUCCGCAACCACGGCGCCUCCAGCCACCUGUUCGUCGGCGCGUCGGCGAGCUUGAGCGGCGGCCGCGCCGUGACGUCCAUACCGUUCGUGAAGAGCCCCAAGGAGUACCCCUACAGCACGUUCUACUACCUCCCUUUGGUGGGGAUCAGCGUGGGGAAGACCAAGCUGCCGAUCCCCAGCGCGGUGUUCGAGCUCAGGCGGGACGCUGCUGGGUAUUGGUCCGGCGGGGUGAUCAUCGACACCGGCAGCCCUGUCACAUCCCUCGCCGACGCCGCGUACAGGGCGCUGAGCGAGGAAGUGACCCGGCAACUGAACCAUAGCCUCGUGCAGCCGCCAGGAGACACCGGACUGGACCUGUGUGUGGCACGGCAAGACGUUAACAAGGUCGUACCGGCGCUGGUCUUCCACUUCAGUGGCGGUGCGGACAUGGCGGUGCCGCCGGGGAGCUACUGGGGGCCCGUGGACAAGUCCACGGCGUGCAUGCUCAUCGAGGAAGGAGGUUACGAGAGCGUCAUCGGCAACUUCCAGCAGCAAGACUUGCACCUGCUCUACGACAUCGGCAAGGGGGAGCUUUCGUUCCAGACCGCAGACUGCAGCGUGCUCUGAGGCUCUGAGCCCCUCACCUUGCUUGUGUGUCCUCUCUACUGUCCGAUGAACCUACAACUCAGUAAGUAGGUUAUGGAAAGAAAUAUGGGGAAUGAUGGGGGAAAAGGUUGCAGCUAACCUGGAAGGGACACCGUGUCACCACCAAAAAGAGAGGCUAUUUGUACAGCAACACAACUCGGUGUAGGAAUCAACGGUCACCCAAACACUAAUCAUAUAUAUUACCUGUUUUCCUGCAAUUGUUAAGAUCAAAAUCAGCAUCUGUUAACUAAUGCAGAGCGUGAAAUUUCUCUGCAGACAAAAAAGGC